UUUGGAACCGUUCCACGUUGGCGACGCAUGCGUAUCAAGUUAUCAACAAAAAUGGCUGGACAAGGUGAUGUCGAUGAACUGUUUGAUAUUAGAACAGCUUUAUACAUUGGAAAUUAUCAGCACUGCAUAAAUGAAGGACAGAAACUUAAGCUGACGAAUCCCGACGUGAAGAACCAGCGUGAUGUGAUUCUGUAUCGUGCGUACAUAGCACAGCGGAAGUACGGGGUGGCGCUCGAUGAGAUCCGGUCGUCACACACGGCCGACCUCCAAGCAGUCCGCAUGUUCGCUGACUACAUGUCCACUGAAAACAGAAGAGAUACCAUAAUAAAAGAUCUGGACAGCAAGAUGAGCGGAAGUGUCGACUUGACCAACAGCACCUUGCUGCUGAUGGCAGCUUCCAUAUAUUUCCAUGAACAGAACUUUGAUGCUGCUCUUCGAACAUUACACCAGUCGGAUGACAUAGAAUGUAUUGCACUGAUGGUGCAAAUUCUUCUGAAGCUAGACCGAGUUGAUCUUGCCAAGAAGGAACUGAAGCGGAUGCAGGAGCUGGACGAGGACAGCAUUCUGACGCAGAUCGCCCAGGCCUGGUUCAACUUGGCUGUCGGAGGAGAUAAACUUCAAGAUGCGUACUACAUCUUCCAGGAGCUGAGUGACAAGCACGCGUCCACGUCACUACUGCUGAAUGGUCAGGCAGCGUGCCACAUGGCUCAGGACAAGUUUGAUGAUGCAGAGUCUGUGUUACAGGAGGCUAUUGAUAAGGAUAGCAACAACCCGGAAACACUUGUUAAUAUGAUUGUUCUGACUCAACACCUCAACAAAGCACCAGAGGUUAGCAACAGAUAUAUUUCUCAGUUGAAGGAUUCUCACAGAAGUCAUCCAUUUGUCCGAGACUAUCUACUAAAAGAAAGUGAGUUUGAUAGGAUAUCCAGAAAUUAUUCUGCAUCAGUGACAGCCUGAUCAUGUCUGCAUUUGUUUUUAAAAAUGUUGUUGUUUGUAAUCAAAGAACAUAUUCUUCAAUCCAGACAGAUCACUCAUUUGUUAGUGAGGAAUGGAAUGAGAAUGGGAGAGUGACUGCAUGUGCAAACAAACGAUGCCACCAACACAAUGAAAUGUGUUGAGGAUAAAAUAUGAACAUAGUGACACGUUCUUUGUAUAUGGUGGAGUGCAAUGUAAAUUAAUGUCUGGUGCAGGACAGUACAUGUUAAUAAAGUACAUGAACUAUUA
Molecule: messenger RNA, 1224 nt
Organism: Gigantopelta aegis
Lineage: Eukaryota; Metazoa; Mollusca; Gastropoda; Neomphalida; Peltospiridae
Product: coatomer subunit epsilon-like
Exons: 11
Coding region: 28-957 (309 amino acids)
Biological process (GO): retrograde vesicle-mediated transport, Golgi to endoplasmic reticulum; intra-Golgi vesicle-mediated transport; endoplasmic reticulum to Golgi vesicle-mediated transport
Cellular component (GO): COPI vesicle coat
Molecular function (GO): structural molecule activity; protein binding
Source: RefSeq, a predicted model, not a curated record